Molecule: messenger RNA, 1501 nt
Organism: Musa acuminata subsp. malaccensis (wild Malaysian banana)
Lineage: Eukaryota; Viridiplantae; Streptophyta; Magnoliopsida; Zingiberales; Musaceae
Product: GDSL esterase/lipase At4g10955-like
Source: RefSeq, a predicted model, not a curated record
CGUCGCGUUUCCGCCAUCCGUCGAUUCCAAGGGGCCUCACGAGCACGACGCGGAGAAGAGAGAGGGAGAGAGAGAGCACGCUGCCAUUCGUUUCGAGCUCAUAUACAUAUGCAUCGCUCUUUGGGCUGUUGCUUUCGCUAGUUUAUCCACCCGCUUCGCCUCCUUUCCUCGCCAAUAAACAAGAAGAAAUAGCGUUGAGGAUAGUCGCAGGGAGGCGAAGCGGAGGUGACAAUGGUGGUUCAGUUCAUGGCGAAGAGCUCUGUAGAAGAAGAUAGCAGAGGAGGAAGGGACGGAGAUGCGGCUGGGGUGGCCCGGCAUCCGUACGAUUUCCUUGAGUCGGGUCCUCGCAAUCUACCCUCCCCCAAUUGGAGAGAUCUCAUCCGCUCCAGCUGGAGGGACCCGAACUACAAGAGAAUGGUGAUAGCUUGCUUCAUUCAGGCCGCGUACCUGUUAGAAUUGGACAGACAAGACAAGAAGACAGAGGAGAAUGGCCUCGCUCCAAACUGGUGGAAACCAUUCAAGUACAAGCUAACACGGACUCUGAUCGACGAAAGGGAUGGCUCCAUCUACGGCGCGAUUCUGGAAUGGGACCGAUCUGCCGCCAUGGCCGAUCUGGUACCGGUGCGGCCGAGGGGUGCUCCCAAGGCCGUUCUGGCGCUCCGUGGGACGUUGCUGAAGAGCCCUACGAUACGGAGGGACUUGCAAGACGAUCUCCGCUUCCUUGCACGGGAGAGCUUGAAGGGCUCCGUCAGAUUCGCGGGAGCACUCGAAGCGCUCCAGUCGGCCGUCGCCCGCUUCGGCAGCACCAACGUGUGCAUUGGCGGGCAUUCCCUGGGAGCUGGCUUUGCUCUCCAGAUCGGCAAGGCAUCGGCGAUGCAAGGCGUGUUCGUCGACUGCCACCUGUUCAACCCUCCCUCGGUCUCGCUGGUCAUGAGCCUAAGGAUCAUAGGCGAGAAGGCGAGCUCCGUGGUGAGGAGAAUGAAAGUUGUGGCUCGUAGCGGUGAGGUCGCGGCUGCCGCAGAGGAAGCCAAGGCUUCGGAAAAGGAUGGGUCGUCCGCAGAAGCCAAGAGAUGGGUGCCGAAUCUGUACGUGAACAACAGCGACUACAUUUGCUGCUACUACAACCACACCGCCGGUGUCGGUGCAAACGGCAGUCCAGAUGCGGUGAAGCCAAUUCCUCGCAAUGGGGAUGCGGCGGCGAAGUUGUUUGUGGCAUCGAAGGGGCCUCAGAGGUUCCUGGAAGCUCAUGGACUUCAGCAAUGGUGGUCGGAUGAUAUGGAGCUACAACUGGCUCUCAGCCAUAGCAAGCUCAUAGACAGGCAACUGAGAUCCUUGUAUGCCGUCUCCCAACCCCAUCCCUCAUCGAAAUCCUAGUAGAACCAGCUGCUGGGUGCAUCUCUUCUUCUUCUUCUUCCACCUCUUUAAUUUUAGUUCUUUGUCCAUAAUGGUGAUACGUGCAUGAAGCAUUUCAUAUAAUCGACACAAACAGUUGAUUGAUUCA